AUGGCUGUUCAACAUGGAAUCAAGAUUGAUAAUCAGGUUCAUGUUCAACCUACUGCUACUUCUUGUCCAGUUAAUAAAUGUUCAAAAUCCUCCAAGAAUUUCGAAGAUGCCGCUGUUCAAACUGAUUAUUCUAACAUUGACUAUGAGUUUAGAAAAGUGGACGCUAUUGAAAAAGCGGAACCAGUUCUUGUUGGACAGACGAUUCUUGUUUGA
Caenorhabditis briggsae is the source of this 213-nucleotide messenger RNA. NCBI's taxonomy places the organism in Eukaryota, Metazoa, Nematoda, Chromadorea, Rhabditida, Rhabditidae. The record is from RefSeq and is a predicted model, not a curated record. The coding region runs from base 1 to 213 and encodes 70 amino acids. The transcript has 3 exons.